Molecule: messenger RNA, 6561 nt
Organism: Aethalodelphis obliquidens (Pacific white-sided dolphin)
Lineage: Eukaryota; Metazoa; Chordata; Mammalia; Artiodactyla; Delphinidae
Gene: TRAM2
Product: translocation associated membrane protein 2
Exons: 11
Coding region: 136-1251 (371 amino acids)
Biological process (GO): protein insertion into ER membrane; SRP-dependent cotranslational protein targeting to membrane, translocation
Cellular component (GO): endoplasmic reticulum membrane
Source: RefSeq, a predicted model, not a curated record
GUUGGGCGCUGGGCCGGCGGCGGGAGGGCGAGAGGGCGGCGGGCCGGCGGGCGGAGUGGGCCUGGGCUCGAGAAGUUUGCGCGGCGGCUGGUGAGCGCCGGGUGCGGGCCCCGCCGGCCGUGCGCGCCCGCUGCCAUGGCUUUCCGCCGGAGGACGAAAAGUUACCCGCUCUUCAGCCAGGAGUUCGUCAUCCACAACCAUGCGGACAUCGGCUUCUGCCUGGUGCUCUGCGUCCUCAUCGGGCUUAUGUUCGAGGUCACCGCCAAGACUGCCUUCCUAUUUAUUUUACCUCAGUAUAAUGUUAGCGUGCCUACAGCAGAUGGCGAGACGGUGCACUACCACUACGGGCCGAAGGACCUGGUCACAGUCUUGUUCUACAUCUUCAUCACCAUCAUCCUGCACGCUGUGGUGCAGGAGUACAUUUUAGACAAAAUCAGCAAACGGCUUCAUCUCUCCAAGGUCAAGCACAGCAAGUUCAACGAAUCUGGACAGCUGGUCGUCUUUCACCUCAGCUCGGUGAUCUGGUGCUUCUACGUGGUGGUGACGGAAGGAUAUUUAACAAACCCAAGGAGCCUCUGGGAAGACUAUCCGCAUGUGUACCUCCCCUUCCAGGUGAAGUUCUUCUACCUGUGCCAGCUGGCCUACUGGCUGCAUGCACUUCCUGAGCUCUACUUCCAGAAGGUACGGAAGGAGGAGAUUCCCCGGCAGCUCCAGUACAUCUGCCUGUACCUGGUCCAUAUUGCGGGCGCGUACCUCUUCAACCUGAGCCGCCUGGGCCUGGUCCUGCUCCUGCUGCAGUACUCGACCGAGUUCCUCUUCCACACGGCUCGGCUCUGCUACUUUGCAGACGAGAACAACGAGAAGCUGUUUAACGCCUGGGCUGCUGCAUUUGGAGUCACCCGCCUCUUCAUCCUCACCCUCGCCGUGCUGGCCAUUGGCUUUGGCCUCGCUCGCGUGGAAAACCAGGCCUUUGACCCCGAGAAAGGGAACUUCAACACGUUACUUUGCAGGCUGUGCAUGCUGCUCCUGGUGUGCGCCGCCCAGGCCUGGCUCAUGUGGCGCUUCAUCCACUCCCAGCUGCGGCACUGGCGCGAGCACUGGAGCGAGCAGAGCGCCAAGCGCAGAGUGCCCGCCGCACCCAGGCUGGCAGCCAGGCUCAUCAAGAGGGAGUCGGGUCCUGGGGCGCUCGCUGCCAGCCCCGCGCUCUCUGUCCAGCCUGGGGGCCUGUCUGCACCAGGCUCUGUUUCCUGAGUCGCCGGCCUCUCUCCAGGUGUGGCCUGCUCGGCAAGGGCGCGUGCGCGGCUGCGUGUGACAAGGAGUCAGGCCCGGCUGGCGGUGGGGCGGGUACGGGGUGGGGGGGGCUGCAGCCAGGUGUGCCUGACUUUGAGCGAGCAAACGCGGUGUUUAGGGCAACAAUGAAAAGCACGCUUUUGCUGUCAGAGGAGCGCCAGGUGAAGAGUAAGGCCUUGUCCCUGCAGCCUCUCUACCUCCUCCUGACCGUUCCGUGUCCUGGGACCUUUGCUGAAGGGGGCUGGUGCCCCGCAGGGGCCCGAGAGGAGCUGAGGCCUAGGCUCUGGCCCCACCUCAGGCCCGGGCGGGUGGCGGGUGGGCCUCUGCCUGUUCCCUGGUGGCUGUGUGUCAUCCAGCCCCUCCCGCGGAAGGACAGUCGGAGACCACCCACCUCAAGUGAAGCAAGACCCUGGGGGGGGGGCAGGAGCCCCUGGGAGCCGCCUGCUGGUGCUCUUUGCUGUGGGGGCUGCAGCCUAGGUCCCCUCGGCUCAUCCUGUGCGCAGCCUCCCGCUCCUGCCCCAGCGGAAACACUGCGUUUGUCUCCCUUCAUUCCCAGGUUACCACGAAAACGGAGUGGUGAAAGCAGAGAACGGAACCUCCACACGGACUAAGAAACUCAAGUCUCCUUAGGGCCGAGGUGCUGAGAACAGGAAUGCUCUCGCGGGCCCAGCGGGGAGGCCCCCCUCCUGCUCCGAUGCCCCAUCUCACACAGUAGAAACCUGUCUUCACACAGGGCCUUUUCCUCUUCUUUACGUCUUGGCUUUCUCUUCUUUCUCUGUGAACCAUUCUCAAUAAAACCAAAAAUCUUCCUCUUUCCCUCCCUCCAGCCACCUCACAUCCUCACCUCUGUCCUGUGUCGGGUUUUCUAGAAGCCUGGCCUCUCACGGUUACCUUUCUGCUGGCCUCCUCUUUCUCUUCCUUCACAGCUGUUUCCUUCUCUUUUUACUUGUUAAUUUACCUUACUGUGCAAUUUUUCUGUGUCUGAUUUUUACAACGAGAGGAGGCAAAGCCUGUAGUGCUGGCCGUCCCCCACCCAGAUCCCCAGGACCUGUCCGGGUCGGCAGCCUCGUGCCGGGGAGCCUCCACCAGGGCCGGCGGCAGAUCCCCGUGCGGAUGGGCAGCAGGAGGGGAGACUGGCCCUCCUGGAUCGUCGUCUCCUAGGUGCCGAGGAACUGACGAGAGUAUGAUUCCAGUCCUGCGCGCACCAUCUUGAGGCCCCGCGGGGCCGCUGCUAGUUGGAAGCGCCAAGGCAUUUGGCUUUGGGACAUGAUGACUCAGUCCAGAAGGAUGGUGCUGUCUCGGGUCCCAUGACUCGGGAGAGCUCACCAGUGGCCGGUCCUGGACACCAGCCCGCUCUCUCUGUCAGGGAUGUGCUGAAGGAGGGUGAGUCUUCCCACUCUGCAGCAGCGGCAAAGCGACCAGAGCGGCGGGCCCUCCCGGAAAGUAACGCAGCAGAAACAAUGGAGGCGCCAACCUAGCCUUUCUUCGGCAGGUCCAGCUGCAUUGCUCUUCCCACUGUUCACCAGCGUCCAAAACCAAACCAAGCAGCAGUUAACAAAGCAGCCUGGCCGGGGACGUGCUGGUGCUAAACCCCAGGCCCAGCAGCCCAGUUGGGCGCCGGCCUUGCACCUGACUUCAUCUCUCUCGCGGCAGGAACACUACGCCCCCCGUGGCCCCUGGUGCCCCAGGGUCGGUCACCUGGGCCCCCUGUCCUCUGGCCUCACUUGCUGAGUGUCCUUUGGAAUUGUCGUUGUCCUCUGCUGAGCACACCCACAGCGUUUUAGAUGGUUUGAAACCAGGCUGACUCAGAAUCGCUCUGCUGGUUAGAUGGGCAGACACAGCCGUGCUGAUGUGCAUAUUUUGGCCCCCUUCCCGCACAUGGUCUCCCCCUCUCCCCAAAGACAAGGCCUCCAGCAAGGAGCUAGGCUCUCAGCAAGGAGGCCUGAAUGCUGUGGGCACAAGAAUGUUAGUGUCAUUUGAUGUGCUGGUCCUCUUCCUGACAUCACAGUAGAAACCAAACUGGAUUAUUACCCAGAAGGCAGGGAAGUGGGUCUUUUCAUCAAGCUCCCUUCUCCAGAUCACUUGCAUCAGAGAGAAGUUUUAAUCUACCAGUGCCUGGGGACUUGCUUCCUGACACCCUGGUAGACCCUCAUCUCUCUGUUCAGGAUUAGGCCGGGGAGAUGGGAAGAUCUUCUCUUAUUUUGAUUACCCUUAGGAGAGGGACAGUGCUUUUGAAAAUGCGAAUUCUUCCCAUCUUUCCUUCUUCUUCUCUGACACUUAUCUGGGCUGCAAAGCAGAAUGUUGGUGGAAGGGCGGCUUGUACCAACCCCGCAGGCCCAGUCUGGAACCCCUCAGCCAUUCAGUCAAAUGGUCCUCCCUCCCCGCUCGAGGCUGUGGCUGUGACUGUGACUGAGCCGGUGUUCCUACUUGGCCCAGGGAUGCUGUGCAGCCCACGUCAGCCUGCAGCCUCCUAAGCCUGGCCCAGUCCUCUCCAGGCUGUGUCCCUGGCCUUGGCACUGCUCCUGCUGCGUGCAGGAGGCCGCCCCCCCACCAGGGAGCACUGCUGAGUCAUGCCUUCAGCGGGUACCUGGCCUCCUUGCUGUGGGCUCGGGAGGUGGGAGCUGCAGCCGAGGUCCUGCCAUCGGGCAGUGACUCUUCUCACAUUCAGAGGUGAUCGCCGCCAGAGCACACGUGCUUGGUGUGCCCUUGGUCUCCUGUAAGUUGGCCCCUCGUACCGUGCGCCUCCUCAAGGUAGUACCACCAGCCCGGGGCCGGGCUAACUCUCGCCACCUCCUAAAGGACGGGGUUGGGUCCCUGAUUGAGAGUUGGGAAAAUCUUUCCUGCUGCGUGAAACCCGAGACCAUGCGUGAGGCUAGCGUCCCACCGGCCAGUUUCAGGAAUGGUUUGAGGGGAGGGUGAGAGGAAAACUGUAGGUGUUCUGUCACCCCGGGCGUGCCUGGCAUGUUUGCUUCAGAGCAGAGCCAAGCCAUGGCAGGCUGGCUCGAAGCAUGUUACCAGGGGCCGAAAGAACUCACUUCCAGUUCGUCCUGAGAGCCUCUUGGGUUGGCUUGUCCUGAUUUGGCCGUUCUGUGUUCUUCAGUCUUAAACACUCUCUGUGAAGGCCCGGCCAGACCCCCAAGUUUGAGAGGCCACUCAGUGCCAUCCGCCAGGAGGAGAGCAGAUGCUAACCUACCUCAGCAGCCCCCGCCCUCCCAGCAUCCCUGGCUGGCACGCGUGCAGGGGCGCCGGGCAGGGUGGCGUGGGAGAGGCUGGGGGAUGGACGGGUGAUCCCAGCUGCCAGUGCCCCUCCUUGGAGGCUCCGUGAUGGGAAGUUAUUUUUACUCUCCAGGCUCUGACAGCUACACUAUAGUAGGUUACAGGUGCCCCUUCUGAAGGCAGGGCAGGUUCUGGGGGAAGGAGAAGCAGGCCGAGCCAGACCUGCAUCUUGGGGAGAACCUUUUCCCUUCCUGUCCCAAGGUGGAGCUACCAACGUUUCAGAAACCAGACUCGACACCUGUGCUCUGGCCACCUCUGCAGAUGCUCCUCUUGACUUGAAAGACUUGGCGCCGGGCGGGCUGUUCUGGGAUGCAUGCAGCUGCGUUUGCUGUGGGGACCUUCUUUCUCCGUACCUUUGACUUCCUCCUAAGUGCUGAGUGAGAGGUAUAGGGGCGGAGAGUGCGCCCCCUCCUGAUUCCACACACAAUUCUAGUCCCUGGGAGCCUUUUUAAAUGCAAAGUGGCGCGAAGCCCCCCCACCACGUAGGGUUUCCUUCGGGCUUCAGCCUCCUUGGUGGUCUGUGCUAGGCCUGGGGGCCAGGAAGGCAGGGAGGUCUGCACAGGACUCACUCCCCUGCUGGGGCGUCAGCGUCCCAGUGAACAGAACCCGUUCCUGAUGGCCGGGGCCUCUGCUUCUGUGGGGAGUGGCCUUUCUCCCCCUCCCGGCUGCCAUCCUAGCUCACAGCCCAGCUCCUCAGGAGGGACUGGGCAGGACUGGAGAACUGGGUCUUGACAGAUCACUUGGAACUUAGGCCGAGUCUCCGGCCCCGCGAGGAGCCUUCACCAGCUCCCCCCUGGAGCCUAGUUCUCUCGUGAACAGUGAGUCCUCUCAAAGGGCUGAGGGUGACUGCCAGUCCCCUGCCCCCUCCCCCCAGCGGCUCGCUCUCUUUACGGAGGGCCCCGAAAAGCACGGGGAUUCCAGCUCUGUGCGGCCCCUUUUUGCCCCGAGCUGAUCCUGUAUCUUUUUGUGUCAGAAGUGCCUUAUGUGCCAUGGUCUCCUGGCCUCCACUUGCACUGUGUGGCCAGCCCCCCGGGCCCUGGCACAGUUACAUGUUAAAGGGACCGGAUUGUGACAGUUUCACCUCAUUCAUCUUAGCCUCACCGCCACUGUCCGGGUCUGGUGGUGUCCGGUUUCUCCCUUGUGUCUGGUGGCUGUGAGGGCCCCUUCAUGGGCACCUACCUGUCAGAGAAGCUCGGGGCUCCCAGGGGCACCAGACCUCCGCGCCUCGGCCGACGUGGUAAGCCUUGCUCAUCCAGCUCCCCUUGCACGUGAAAGAGGAGGUACCCUGGCUCUAGCCUCUUCUCAUCCAUACUGCUUCCCGUUCGACCCCGCGUUUCUGCGGUAAGGUGUUUACUCUCACUUCCCGGUCACAAGCGGCGCUCACAGGUGCCCGUCUGACGUGGGUCCGGGGGGACUGUUGCAGGGCACCCCUUCCCCCCACGCGGUGUGCCCGCCCCUCGCCUGCCUCGUCCUUGCUCUUCCGGGUUGUGCAAUACCUCUCCUAGCCAGUGGUCUUUCCCACAGGCCGUCUGUCCCUUCCGGUGCCUGGCCACUGGGGUGGACAGGACCCAUGGGAGGGUGGUCGUCAUCCCCACAGAAGAAAGUAGCCACGCUCCCUCUGUUGCUGUCAUUCUUGUGACCCUGGUGGCACUCUAAGUGGAACACUGUAGCAUCAUCUUUGAAGUCCAUAUAGUUUUAAAACUGUUGAAAAGGAAAAACAUCCUCAUGAUGGGGCAUUAAUAAGUCAGCAUCUGGGAAUAAGAGCCGUGUGACACCUGAGGCAUCACCAUCAGUUCGCUGUAAGGGUUCUAGAGUUUCUUGUUCGUGUGGAGAGGAAGGAGGUUUUCCUGGGAAUCGGCCACACAUGGACAGCCCUGGUCAUCUGAUCAGAUCUGACUGGUUGUAAGUACCACCAUUUCCUUGGGUACAGAUUCAAGUGUUUAUGUAAUGAGACUACACACCUCAUUUUUUCAGUUCCUCUUGUUUAACAAACAU